This is a messenger RNA of Blepharisma stoltei, 435 nucleotides long. The record is from the annotation of a GenBank genome assembly. NCBI's taxonomy places the organism in Eukaryota, Ciliophora, Heterotrichea, Heterotrichida, Blepharismidae.
AUGUUUCCAAAGAUACCUUUAUUAUUUAUAAUUAUUUUUCUCGCAAAAUGUCAGGACUUAGAAACAAUUGAAAAAGAAAAUGCCUGCUCAACUCUAAAUGAAGCACUACAAAAAGAAUUUAAAGAGAAACUAGAAGAAGCAAUAAAAUCAAAGCCUGCGCUCAAUAACAGAGAUCUAAGAUCGAAACUUCUAGAAAAGACUUUCAUUGCCUGCAUAGAAAGCAUCACUUAUGAUCAAGCCAAAGAAAUAAUGGAUGAAUCUCUGGUUUCUUAUCAGAAAUUCAUUCACCUAGUCCCUCUCUCUGAAAUCAACGACCUCAAGUCAUCUGCAGAUUUAAUGCUCAAUAAAGAUAUCAAAAAUAGAAGAAGCGCUAUCAAAGAGAGACUAAAUCGUAUUAAAAAAGAGCGAUUGAGAAAGAAGAGAGAAGAUCUUUAA